Messenger RNA from Trichechus manatus latirostris (Florida manatee), 1300 nucleotides. RefSeq names its product growth differentiation factor 2 (gene GDF2). Lineage: Eukaryota; Metazoa; Chordata; Mammalia; Sirenia; Trichechidae. Gene Ontology annotation, cellular component: extracellular region. Gene Ontology annotation, biological process: BMP signaling pathway. Gene Ontology annotation, molecular function: cytokine activity; growth factor activity. The transcript has 2 exons. The record is from RefSeq and is a predicted model, not a curated record. The coding region runs from base 1 to 1293 and encodes 430 amino acids.
AUGUGCCCUGGGGCUCUGUGGGUAACUGUGCCCCUGCUGUCCCUCCUGGCCUGCUCCGUGCAAGCAAAGCCGCUGGAGACCUGGGGACAUGCGUCUGCUGGAGGCAGUGCCCACAGCUUGCUAGGGGAGCCCCAAAGGAACCAGGACGAGGGUGCCUUCGACCUGAAGAUGUUCCUGGAGAACAUGAAAGUGGAUUUCCUGCGCAGCCUCAACCUAAGCGGUGUCCCUUCCCAAAACAAAACCAGAGUGGAGCCGCCGCAGUACAUGAUCGACCUUUACAACAGGUACAUCACUGACAAAUCGUCCACCCCGGCCUCCAACAUCGUGAGGAGCUUCAGUGUGGAAGAUGCUGUCUCUGUAACUGCCACAGAAGACUUCCCCUUUCAGAAACACAUCUUGCUCUUCAACAUCUCCAUCCCCAGGCAUGAGCUGAUCACCAGGGCUGAGCUCCGACUCUACAUCUCCUGUCAAAACCACGAGGACUCAUCUCAUGAGCUGAAAGGAAGCAUGGCCAUUUAUGAUGUUCUUGAUGGAGCAGAUUCCUGGGAUUGUUCUUCGGGGACCAAGACAUUCCUCAUGUCCAAGGACAUUCGGGAUGAGGGCUGGGAGACCUUUGAAGUCUCCAGUGCAGUGAAGCGAUGGGUCAGGGCAGACUCUACCAAGAACAAAAAUAAACUGGAAGUAAUAGUGGAGAGUCACAGGAAGGGCUGUGACAAGCUGGACAUCAGUGUUCCCCCAAGUUCCAAAAGCCUGCCCUUCUUCGUCGUCUUCUCCAAUGACCGAAGCAAUGGGACCAAGGAGACCAGGCUGGAGCUCAGGGAGAUGAUCAGCCAUGAACAGGAGAGUGUGCUUAAGAAGUUGUACAAGAAUAGCCCAGUGGAGGGAGACGAGGACAAGGAUGAGGAGGAGGAAAUUGACGGCCAUGUGGCCACAGGAUCUUCUUUAACCAGGCGGAAAAGGAGCGCUGGGGCCAGCAACCACUGUCAGAAGACCUCAUUGCGGGUGAACUUCGAGGACAUUGGCUGGGACAGCUGGAUCAUCGCGCCCAAGGAGUAUGAUGCAUACGAGUGUAAAGGCGGCUGCUUCUUCCCCCUUGCUGAUGAUGUGACCCCAACGAAGCACGCCAUCGUGCAGACUUUGGUGCAUCUCAAGUUCCCCAUGAAGGUUGGUAAGGCCUGCUGUGUACCCACCAAACUAAGCCCUAUCUCGAUUCUCUACAAGGACGACAUGGGGGUCCCCACCCUGAAGUACCACUAUGAAGGGAUGAGUGUGGCAGAGUGUGGGUGCAGGUAGUGCCCGC